GUCUGCCACUUCAGAGAUCUCGCGAGAUUUUAUUUCAGCCCGAGCUCUUAGAUGCCUUCUAGGGUAUUACAAGAAUAUCGCGAGAACUUUAAUUGAAAUUUCUUAUACAUCCUUUAGAAAUACCUGAAAUGUGAAAACCUUCUAUUCUGGUCUCCCCACCAUCUUUUCCUGUUACUCCUAAGUAACUCGUGUAGCCUAGACUCCGUUCUCAAUCGGAUCGGCUUCAUUUUCUGUAAGAAGGGAUUCAACAACACUACGAUCGGUGCCGGAACCAAGAAUAUGUUUCCGGUGAACACAAGCAGCCCAAACCCCGCCCUAUUUACGCAGUUUAACCUCAGUGGACGGUGGCCGGAAAAGGACAAUGGUUUCCAUGUUAGCGACAAACGCACUCUAGGUAGCUCUUGAGUCUGGUAGUAUCAAGACUGCGGUGGAGCAAGAAAGUAGCCAAGGAAGCCGGUUCCCCUAUAGGACAGGAGCCAUGCCGCGUCGGGGCCUCGUGGCGGGGCCAGAGUUUGACUAUUUUCACCGUCGGUAUUUCACGCCGUCAGAAGUAGCGGAGCACAACCAGCCCGAAGACCUUUGGGUGUCUUACCUGGGAUAUGUGUACAAUCUAACGCCGCUUGUGCAGGAGUUCAAAGGAGACCUACUGCUGAAACCCAUUCUAGAAGUUGCAGGGCAGGACAUUAGCCACUGGUUUGAUCCAAAGACCAAAGACAUUCGCAAGCACAUAGAUCCGUUGACUGGUUGCUUGAGGUACCGCACCCCGCGGGGCCGCUUCGUGCACGUCCCACCUCCCCUGCCUCGCUCUGACUGGGCCAAUGACUUUGGGAAGCCCUGGUGGAAGGGGUCGAAUUACCAGGUGGGGCGAUUGUCUGCCAAGACCCGGAACAUCCGUAUCAUUAACACUCUUACGUCGCAGGAGCACACGCUGCAGGUGGGAGCUCUGGAGUCAAUGUGGGAAAUCCUACACCGUUAUCUCCCUUAUAAUGCACAUGCUGCCAGCUACACAUGGAAAUAUGAUGGGAAGAAUCUGAACAUGGAUCAUACCCUGGAAGAAAAUGGGAUCCGAGAUGAAGAAGAAGAGUUUGACUAUCUUAAUAUGGAUAGUACCCUUCAUACACCUUCGAUACUGCUCUACUUCAAUGAUGAUCUCACAGAGCUGUAGGAAAGGACAUGUAUGUGCAAGUAGACUCAAGACAUAUUUGAGUUUGCCCCUUUCUUUGCCUUGAGGUAAAAAGGUGUGGGUCUGUAGGGCCUGGGCCUAGACCUUUGUUGCCCUCUGGAAACUGGCCUAUGGUUCUUGUGCCUUUCUGAAAUGUAAGGACCCUUAUCCCUAGCUCCUCAAUGGUUUGCUCAGAGAAUAUUAGUGGGGAUACUACUAGGAGAGAAUAAAUCCUUAUAAAUGAUAGGAAGAGACCUAGGGUAUUUCAGUUUGGAAUGUGUAGAGAAGGUAGAGUUCAGGCAGACCUCUGAAGGGAUGGAAGAGAUUUUUUUGGUAAAGAUGAGAAUGAGAUGUUUGCAGGAAGAUGGGAUUUACAAAGACAGGACCCAGAAAUCCCUAUCACGAACUAUGGUUGGUUGGCUGAUUCCCUUUCUAAAGGUAGUUAGCAGGAAAAGUGAAUGGCUAUCAAUCAUUUCAGGAUAGGAUAGAAAUCAUGCUGAGAGUUUUAUGCAUCCUAUCAGGUGAAUGCUGGUAAUACUAUUUCACAGAAAGUUCCUUAGGAGUUUAGAAAGGUUCAGUAGCACAAAAGUACAGUAGUAACCUAAGAGCCACAGUGCAAAUCCACAAGCCUGCCCAACUUUGAAAGUCAGGCUCUUUUCAGUGUAAAGGAACAUUCUCAGUAGCUUCACUUAAUGCUAACAUUUCUGAUGGCUGCUCCCAAACCAUGUUUUUGCAAUGUGAGCUUGUCUUAGGCUUGUUGCACAAUGGGGAAAUGUAACCUAUUGUGUAGUCAAUAUUUACUCUAUUGAAGGGAGUUAAUUAGCAGAGCACUCUAGGGACAGAGGCAGGGAAGGCUGAAUUUCAGCCAAGCAUUAGCUAAUGAGGCCCUUUCUUUGUUAAUGUUAUAGCAAGAUUUCUGGGGGCAACAAGAUAGAUAUUUACUGACUCCAGGAGAAACCAGAAUGGAGAAAUGGCCUGUAGGUCAGGAUACCAUAGUAAGGGACCCAAAAGGGGAUACUUUCUUUUUCCUUUUCUCACACAUAUACAGAAGCAAGGAAGACGGUUGACUUUACAAGUUGGUGGCUCUAAAAGAGGAGGCUUGUUGGCUAGAUUUGGUUCCCUUUAUCCUUAGCAGAGGAGGGGAAUUAAGAAUAACUGAUAAAUUGAGCCAGGCAUGUUGACUUUAAUCCCAGCACUUGGGAGGCAGAGGCAGACAGAUCUCUGUGAGUUUGAGGCUAGCCUGGUUAACAAAGAUAGGUAUAGAACAGCCAGGGCCGUUACACAGAGAAACCUUGUCUUGGGGAUGCGGGGGUGGGGGGAGCAGAAUGAAAUGAUAAGUGGACUUCCCCUGCAGCAGCAGCUAACAGGAAUCAAGGAGCCCAUCUUCCCAGCUGUGGCUUCCGGCUCCAGUGGAGGGGCAAUGUGACCUCUGUGAGAUGCUGGGUGGGCUGCAUUGUUUUCUGAAGGUGACUGUGGGAAGCCUGAAUAAAGGUGGGACCAACCCUGUUGAUUUCAGAAGUUUCUGAAUCCACUGAUGCUAAGGACUUUCACAUAGUCUCAUGUAGCCUAAAAAUCCAUACAUUGUUUGGGUCAAUCAAUCACGAUGUUUAGUUAUCUCUGAAAUGACCUCAUGUGUAUUCUUUUUGUUGUUGUUUUUUGAGACAGGGUUUCUCUGUAGCUUUGGAGCCUGUCAUGGAACUUGCUCUGUAGACCAGGCUGGCCUUGAAUUCACAGAGACCCGCCUGCCUCUGUCUCCCAAUUGCUGGGAUUAAAGGCAUGUGCCACCACUGCCUGGCAACCUUCCGUGUAUUCUUGUUUGUUCUUCUAAGUCCUAAACUAUUUGAGAACCAAAGCCAUGUUGUUCCUCCCAUGGCAUCCUUAGGACAUGCACUUCUGGGAUGUACUUAUUUUGCCCAACUUGUCUCCCUUCCGGAGCAUGCUUUUCCUGGGGUGGGUUCUUACUCAUAGAGAUCCAUCUGCCUACUUCAGAACUUCUUGUUAGAAACAUACUCCUCUCCCUAUAUGCCCAACCUCUCAUAAAUUCUGUCCCUAAAAUCUUUGGAAUCUGUUGUUGUGUAAUAAAAUAACCAUCUUUGUCUUAAUUGCUAGGAAACUUCUGCUCUUUCCAUUUCAACUUCUGCUUUCACUAACCUAAGCAUCUUACCUUCUGCCUCAGAUCCUCAGUAGGGUUUUCAUGAUUUUGGAAUAAAGCUCUAAAUUCAGGAAGCCUUGCAUAAGUCGGGCCCUGCCUUCCUUGUACAUGUCAUUCCCUAGAGUCCUCUUUGUCCCGUGUCCUGCACAUCCUGGGUGGCCUUCUGAUCAUGGUCUCUUCUUGCAUGAGUUAACACAGAAACUGUCCUUCCAGCUUUACCAUCAUACCCUUCUACUUUCCACCUCCAUUAACCUAAGUAUACCUUCCGUUUUCCUUUUUGACCCCACCCUUCCCCUGGGUUAAGUUCUCUUAGCACUAUGUGUGUUCCAGUGUUCUUAUUAUCGAUAUAAAAUGAAAGCAAAUGACUGUCUGGCUGCUAGAUUGUAAGCUCGAAAGGGCAGAAAUCUUAUUCACUGCUGUAUUCUCCUUACUGAGCACAUAGCUGCUGCUCAAUAAAUGUGACCAAAUGAA
Molecule: messenger RNA, 3785 nt
Organism: Phodopus roborovskii (desert hamster)
Lineage: Eukaryota; Metazoa; Chordata; Mammalia; Rodentia; Cricetidae
Product: cytochrome b5 domain-containing protein 1
Exons: 4
Coding region: 479-1165 (228 amino acids)
Source: RefSeq, a predicted model, not a curated record